AUGGCGUCGGAGGAGACGACAGCACCGUGUGGCUCGAGAAAACCGGCACCACGCUUCACAUCCGAGGAGAAGUCGCUUCUUUUGAGCUUAGUCAACAAUCACAAAAAAGUUCUGGAAUGCAACAAGACGGACGUGGCAUCACUGAGCGCGAAAACUGCGGCGUGGAAGAAGCUCGCUGUGGAGUAUAACGCACAGCAUGGUGUCACGCCUCGCGACCCCAAGCAGCUGAAGAAAUGUUGGGGAAACAUGAAGCAGAAAUGGAAAGAGGAGAAUUCUGAAGAAAAAAGAAAAAUUCACAAGACGGGAGGAGGACCUGCUGUAGCAGGCAUGACACCACUGUCGGCGUUGGUUGGGGCUGUGGCAGGCCACAUGGCCACCAGAAUACCGAAUGAAGAAGACUCGGAUGGCGCAGUCUACCUCCCCCCAGUAGACAGUGAGCCUGUUGUUCGGCUACUGCAGCCCAUGAUGACAGGAGAAGUGGAAGCAACUUAUGACUAUUAUGAGGAGCACAGGAGCCCUGGUCAUCUGCAAAACGACCAAUCAAUGGUUAAUGACUUGAACGCCACAAGUUCACCCAUUGUGGAUGACAGUGCAGCUGCGCCAGAGUUUGACUCAAACAAGGAGAAUGAGCCAGAACUAGCCAGAGAAGCUACAAGCCAGAGGCCACCCAGAAGCAGGAUGGCACUCCUGGAGAAAACUUUGGCUUCUGAAAAUGAAGUCAGGAUUGCUUUGCUCAGGGAGGAGCACAAGUUGAGAAUGCAUCUCAUGCAAGAAGAGCAUGCAGACAACAUGAAAAAAAGGAAUGAAGAGCAUAAGCUGAAAAUAAAAAUAUUGAAUCUUCAAAAGCAAGUUGAGCUCGCAAAAUUGAAUGCUCUAAAUAAAAGCUGCAUGACACCCUGAGGCU
Messenger RNA from Dermacentor albipictus, 904 nucleotides. Lineage: Eukaryota; Metazoa; Arthropoda; Arachnida; Ixodida; Ixodidae. The record is from RefSeq and is a predicted model, not a curated record.